CUCUAAAAUAAUAAAAAAAGAAAUUUGUGAUUAAUUUUACUACGGAUUAUUUUAUUUGUUUAAUACCAAGACCUUUUAAAAUAGAAAUGUGAGAUAAAAAAGUGACUGAAAUCGUAAUAUCCGGCCUAACAAUAUGGCCGCCAGUUGUUUAGAGUAAUGUGGCGUUCGACAAACCAGAGUGAAAUUGUUAAAAUAAUAAAUAAUAACGUAAACAUGUAUAAAGUUUUCAGUGUUUUAUAGCAGUGUUACAUGAAAAAAAAGCAUUGGAUUGCCUUUUUUGGUGCAAAAAAUUAGAAAUUGUAAAAAAUUGAACAGUCAACAAACUUUUGUUUAUUUCAUUCAAGUGAAAAAAUUUACUUUUCACGGAGUGUAAAUGAUUAUGUACCAUCCAUACGGUUACUAGAAUAAUAAUUAAGGACUGUCGGUAACACAUUAGGAUUUGGUGCACUAAGUAUAUAUCAAGGAAAUGAUUAGUAAUCCUGGAUACUUCAAUAAGUUACAGUUGGAGUAAAAUCAAAAUUUUUCAGUGCAAUGGUAUGGCAAACUUGAAUUAUCAACAAGCUCCUAGAAGCCUUGUUAGCGGAGGCGUUGGUGGGCGUGUGGGUUCAGGUUUAGUUAGUGGUGUCUCUGGCCAUGUGACCCCAACAUUUGGUGGCCCGCUGUCUCCUGGCCGAGGCAGUGGGACAGCAAUGCCUGGUGGCGCACCACCCUCGAUGGCAUCAAGGUCAACACUGUUUGGACAGCGAGCAUUUGCUGAUCGGAGAGUGCCAAUGUCAACACCACUAUCACAAGCAAAUUCCAAUUCAAUGUCAAGUAUGGCGAGUCUUCCCCGGUUUAAUAGCAGCAACUACCACUCGGUGUUUGGCGAAGGCGGUGACACGUCGACGCCGCCGCUGUUGGAUCUCAGCGAAUUUCCAUCGUUAACAGCGCGAGGGGCAGGAGACCAAGCGCCGGCUGCGGCGCCACCACCGCCGGGCUCUAAACCCUACGUGGGUAUGGUUAAGCAGCCAACGGCAGAACAGUCUGAGUUCACGAUGUCGUCGGAAGACUUCCCCGCGUUGCCGGGCACCUCGAGUGCGGGAGGCGCAGCGCCUGUCGUCCCGCCUCCUGACCUCAUCCAUCCAGACACGAAACCCCCGAGGAAGGGGGGCAUUCAGACGUCGCCCGAAGGAUCGCUGACGAAAAAUGAUAUUAACCUUUUCUGCCCUAAAGUUGUCAAUCAAGGAGCACAUUCGGAAUUUUACGGUAAAGUUACGAGUAUACCAGAUACGAUGAUACCUAACCAAUAUGGAAUUGUGGGGCUAUUAACGUUUAUAAGGGCGGCGGAAUCGGACCCCAGUCUCGUAUCGCUAGCACUGGGACAGGAUUUGACUGCGUUGGGACUCAAUCUCAACUCACCCGAUAACCUUUACUUAACGUUCGCUGGCCCGUGGGCGGAUACGCCCUGUAGACCCCAAGACAUGGACUACCACGUCCCGCCCGAGUACUUGAUAAACGGCUCAAUUAGAGAAAAACUAGCGCCUCUAAGACUCAAUCGAUAUAAGGAGGACUUACUUUUCUAUCUAUUUUACUGUUUCGUCGGUGAUGUACUGCAAAUUGCUGCCGCUGCGGAGUUAUAUAACCGCGAGUGGCGGUAUCACAUGGAGGAAAAAGUGUGGAUCUCUCAGGCACCAGGUAUGCCCAUGGUCGAGAAAACGUCCACUUACGAGCGCGGCACCUACUACUUCUUUGACGCGCAUAAUUGGCGCAAGGUGGCGAAAGAAUUUCACCUGGAUUACAGCAAGUUGGAAGGUCGGCCGCAGCUGCCGCCGCACGCGCUCACGUAGCGACCCGCGCCACGCACUUACUACGUAGUUUUGUUAUAUAAAAAGUACAAGUUA
Molecule: messenger RNA, 1880 nt
Organism: Pieris rapae (cabbage white)
Lineage: Eukaryota; Metazoa; Arthropoda; Insecta; Lepidoptera; Pieridae
Gene: Rga
Product: regulator of gene activity
Exons: 10
Coding region: 537-1826 (429 amino acids)
Biological process (GO): regulation of DNA-templated transcription; nuclear-transcribed mRNA poly(A) tail shortening; regulation of stem cell population maintenance
Cellular component (GO): CCR4-NOT core complex; P-body
Source: RefSeq, a predicted model, not a curated record